CAAGAACAGCUGAUUGGUGUCUAAAAAGAAGAAGACAAUUAGUCAUCAAACAAAAAUCCUAAAACGAAAUUAACUGGAAAGUCCGUAAAUUUUCGAUCAAGUUUUGUUUUUAAAGUUUGAAAACAAAUUAAAAUGAAUCGCCUUUUUGGUCGUGGAAAGCCCAAGGAACCGGGUCCAAGUCUAAACGACUGCAUAGCAGGGGUAGAUGCCCGUGCCACAAACAUCGAGGAGAAGAUCAAUAAAUUAGAGGCGGAACUGCGCAAAUAUCGCGAACAAAUGUCCAAGAUGCGGGAUGGACCUGCAAAGAACUCUGUAAAGCAAAAGGCUCUUAGGGUGCUCAAACAAAAGAAGGCCUACGAACAGCAGGCAGAAUCUCUGCGCAACCAGUCGUUCAACAUGGAACAGGCCAACUAUGCGGCGCAAUCCUUGAAGGAUACUCAGGCCACAGUUGCGGCAAUGAAGGACGGUGUCAAGCAGAUGAAGACCGAGUACAAGAAGAUCAACAUCGAUCAAAUCGAGGACAUCCAAGACGACAUGGCCGAUAUGUUCGAACAGGCGGACGAAGUGCAAGAGGCACUGGGUCGAACCUACGGAAUGCCCGAAGUGGAUGACGACGACCUGCAGGCCGAGUUGGAUGCCCUGGGUGACGAGAUUGCCCUGGACGAUGACACCAGCUAUUUGGAUGACGUGGUCAAGGCUCCAGAGGCGCCGAGUCGAGAGCCAGGAGCCGAUAGCAUCGUGCCUGGAAAGAGCACUAUUGAAACGGAUGAAUUUGGCUUGCCCAAGAUUCCCACUUCGCUGAAGACCACAUAGGCAAGGAGCUGCCAGCUCUCAGGUUUCCAUUCUGCAUCCUUUGUUGAACUUUGGGCACGCUUUGUAUAUUUUAUAUGUGUAAUGGAGCCAUCAAAGAUUUCCUCUCAAACCACACUUUUGUACCCAUUUUGUUUUUUUCAAUAAAUAGCCGGUUAAAAAAUCGCGCAACAUUAAUAUAUA
This is a messenger RNA of Drosophila eugracilis, 993 nucleotides long. RefSeq names its product charged multivesicular body protein 5 (gene Vps60). Gene Ontology annotation, biological process: late endosome to vacuole transport via multivesicular body sorting pathway; vesicle budding from membrane. The transcript is spliced from 5 exons. The coding region runs from base 133 to 813 and encodes 226 amino acids. Gene Ontology annotation, cellular component: multivesicular body. The record is from RefSeq and is a predicted model, not a curated record. Lineage: Eukaryota; Metazoa; Arthropoda; Insecta; Diptera; Drosophilidae.